AUGGAUUCACAGACAACUAUAGCUACUCAACCAGGCACAGCAUCGCCGGAAACCAUCACCAUCACCACAAUGCCGUCAAGGUCAUCGUCAACGUCAACCCUAUCAGAUGUGCCCAUGCUCAGCAGGUCACCCACACCCCCAAGCGAAGUCCACGUCGGUCUGAACGCGGCGAUCGAGGAAGGAGCGGUAGAAAGUAAAGGAGACGAGGUGGAGAGCAAGGAAAACGAGAUGGAGUACGAGAAGGGAAAAGAGCUGGAACUGUGGUGGGCCAGCACGAAAGCCACGGACGGGCCGGAGCACUGGGCUCUCUUCGUCCGGCGUCGAGGUACGAACAGCUGUAUUCACUACGAGAUGGGGAACGGUUACCCGCCAGAUACGUAUGAGCCGUGGCGCCAGGAAAACAUGAGGUUUGAUAGUUGGGGCUACCGGGCGAGAGAGUUCAUUACGUACAUGUCCGAGGAGGAUGAGAAACAGAUGCAAGUUGAAGUGACCUGGGUUUGGAAUGGCCGGUGCCAGAAGUAUGUCGUGGACAUUCUUCAGAGAUUGGAGGAUAUAGACAUGGUCCCAGAGGGGACGGCGGCCAAGUACAGGGCCCGCGUGCAACCCUUUGGGUUGUUUGAGGGUCCAGUUGGGCCAGUUAGGCCUGCGACGUUCAGGGCUUGGGAAAAGAUGUUUGGGAAAGAGGAAGCGAAAUUGAAGCUGAAGCAAUACCAGGGGUGGAUCUUGUAA
Messenger RNA from Aspergillus mulundensis, 729 nucleotides. RefSeq lists its product as uncharacterized. The transcript has a single exon. Lineage: Eukaryota; Fungi; Ascomycota; Eurotiomycetes; Eurotiales; Aspergillaceae. The record is from RefSeq and is a predicted model, not a curated record. The coding region runs from base 1 to 729 and encodes 242 amino acids.